Molecule: messenger RNA, 1464 nt
Organism: Trichobilharzia regenti
Lineage: Eukaryota; Metazoa; Platyhelminthes; Trematoda; Strigeidida; Schistosomatidae
Source: the annotation of a GenBank genome assembly
AUGGAUCUCAAACUCCCAGAUAAUGAGUUCUAUGGGAUUGAGUUCCCAGCUGUAGUGAAGAACGUUGAUACCGCUAUUGAAAUGCUCGGUGGACUGUCUCAAAUAUCUGAGGUAUUUGCAGAGGAAAAGCGACGUUUAAAUCUAUCGUUUCGCCCUCAUAUGUUGUAUGCUAAACCUGCCUGUGGAGAUGGUCGAUCGUCUAACGCUUUUGUUAUUCGUGUUCAGCGCUGUAGAAACAAAAAGACGGGAGAAAUUAAGCUUUUUGCAGUAAUUUUAGGACGAGUUAUCCGGGUCUAUAAGUUUGAUGCAAUGGCCGAUUUUCAGUUUGGUCCAUAUGAGCGUGUUCACACCUCACCGAAAAAUAAGAAACCUGGAUCAACUGAUAUGGACUAUAAAAUAUUUUACAAUGACCUUAUAAUCAAGGAGCCUACAACAAUGAUUGAUUCGUAUUUAUCUCGUGAUAUGCCGCUUUAUUUACCACCAGUACUAUUUAGCCGUCAAGAUACUCCAAGUGUCUAUAAUUUCGCACCUCGUUAUCGUACAACUGAGUAUAUUCAACUUGAAGAAAAAGGUCAUAAACUUCCAGUGUCAAGGAAAGCUCGACCGAAUUUUGGAUACCUUGUAAACUUGGAAGAUAAAGCUCCCGCAAUUCCAAGACCAGGAGCAGUACAACGUGUAUUAAAUCUUGGACCAGCUGCAGUUCCAGUAAAAGAAGGGAUUCAAAAACUUUUUGAUGAAAGACCAAUUUGGAUGCGUCCAGCUUUGGCAUAUCAUAUGCCUGCAGAUACCCGGUUGGUUUACUUUACCCAGAUACUCCCUUCUCUAGCCUACUACAUGGUUCGUGGACCAUGGAGUCGGGCUUGGGUUCGUUAUGGUUACGAUCCUCGCAAAGAUCCUGAAGCCCGUUAUUAUCAGGUAAUUGAUUUCCGAGUACAAGCUUACAUGGUAGUACGCAAAUUAUUAUGCCAUUCAUCAGCUAAGAAACGUAUGCUUUCCACGGAUGCAACUAAACGAUUCUUAUCUGAUUGCCGCAAGUCUUAUGAUACUGUACGUUCGAGAGAAGACAGUUUUAUUGAUGAAAUUCUGAAUGGUUCCAAGAAAAUCCCUCUAGAAGACAAUGUAGAUUCUGAUGAAGAAGAUGACCUGGAUCCAACUAUGACUGAAGAUGUCGAAGACGAAGAGGGUGAUGAUAAAACACAGAAAACAAUAAAAAAGUCUACAGAUUAUCAUUUUGGACCGAAUAAUUGGCCGACUACUCAUCAAGUUCGUUAUUGUCUCAUUGAUAUAGAUAUUCCUGAGGUUCAGGCUAUGCUGAAAGAGGUGCCUAAACGAACUGAAAUUGAUCCAGUUGAUGGUUGGCUUCCAUCUGGUAGUAUUAAACGUAUACGUGAUCUCUUAGGACAGUAUUUAAAGAAGUGGAUAUCUGAAUCAAAUGCCACGCAUAGCGACAGUGUCGGUGAAUGA